This is a messenger RNA of Abrus precatorius (Indian licorice), 1353 nucleotides long. Its product is annotated as probable LL-diaminopimelate aminotransferase, chloroplastic. Gene Ontology annotation, molecular function: L-lysine:pyruvate alpha-transaminase activity; pyridoxal phosphate binding. Gene Ontology annotation, biological process: systemic acquired resistance, salicylic acid mediated signaling pathway; L-pipecolic acid biosynthetic process. NCBI's taxonomy places the organism in Eukaryota, Viridiplantae, Streptophyta, Magnoliopsida, Fabales, Fabaceae. The coding region runs from base 1 to 1353 and encodes 450 amino acids. Gene Ontology annotation, cellular component: chloroplast. The transcript is spliced from 10 exons. The record is from RefSeq and is a predicted model, not a curated record.
AUGCCUUAUCAGCUAUCAUAUUUUAUGUGCAUACCCCAUGCAGUGUCGGUUCAACCUAGUACAACACCAAGCAGUUCCAAGUCUGACAGAACACGGAGAGUUGAUUAUCUCACAAAAAUCCCUCGGAGUGCCAACAUGGAAAACUUCCAUAGUGGAUAUUUGUUUCCUGAGAUAUUCCGGCGUGAGUCUGAAUAUUCUAAGAGGAAUCCAAAUACAAGGUUGAUAAGACUUGGUAUUGGUGAUACUACAGAGCCAAUACCAGACAUCAUAACAUCAGCUAUGGCUGAGCAAGCAUUGGGUCUAUCAACGGUUGAAGGCUAUAGGGGUUAUGGACCUGAGCAAGGUAACAGGGAGCUAAAGAGGGCAAUAGCAGAAACCGUUUACCAAGAUAUGCAAGUGAAAGAAAAUGAGAUUUUUGUAUCUGAUGGUGCAAAGUGUGAUAUUUCUCGCGUUCAGAUGCUUUUGGAUGGUAGUUUGUCGGUUGCUGUGCAAGACCCAACUUUUCCGGCGUACAUAGAUUCGAGUGUCAUUAUUGGUAGGGCUGGCAUGUUGCAAGCAGAGACUGGAAAGUACAAAAAUGUCGUGUAUAUGAAGUGUAGACCUGAAAAUAAUUUUUUUCCAGACUUGUCAACCACUCCAAGAACUGAUGUUAUUUUCUUUUGUUCCCCAAACAAUCCAACUGGUAAUGCUGCAUCACGGCACCAACUGAAGCAACUUGUUGAGUUUGCAAAAGCAAAUGGGUCUAUGAUAAUUUAUGAUGCUGCUUAUGCUGCUUACAUAUCUGAUCAAAGCCCAAGAUCAAUCUUUGAAAUUCCUGGAGCCAAAGAGGUGGCAAUUGAAAUUUCAUCGUUUUCAAAAUUUGCUGGCUUUACUGGUGUCCGCCUUGGGUGGACAGUGGUCCCUGAAGAGCUUUUGUAUGCUAAUGGUUAUCCAGUCAUAAAGGAUUAUAAUCGCAUUGUUUGCACUUGCUUCAAUGGUGCAUCUAACAUUGUUCAAGCUGGUGGACUUGCAUGCCUUUCUCCUGAAGGAUUACAGGCACUAAAAACAAGCGUGAGGUACUACAUGGAAAAUGCGAAGUUACUUGUUGACACGUUUGAAUCACUUGGUCUAAAGGUAUAUGGAGGAAAAAAUGGGCCUUACGUGUGGGUGCAUUUUCCAGGGUUGAGUUCAUGGAAUGUGUUCAACCAUAUUCUUGAGAAAGCAGCCAUAGUCACUAUCCCGGGCAUAGGAUUUGGUCCUGGCGGCGAGGGCUAUAUUAGAGUUAGUGCCUUCGGUCGCAGAGAAUCUGUAUUGGAAGCUUCAAGGAGAUUGACAAAACUUUUUAAAAAUAUAUGUUAUAUAUCCAAAUGUUGA